This is a messenger RNA of Drosophila obscura, 1133 nucleotides long. It is a transcript of the gene Cpr56F, whose product is annotated as pro-resilin. Bases 233 to 925 code for a protein of 230 amino acids. The record is from RefSeq and is a predicted model, not a curated record. NCBI's taxonomy places the organism in Eukaryota, Metazoa, Arthropoda, Insecta, Diptera, Drosophilidae. The transcript is spliced from 2 exons. Gene Ontology annotation, cellular component: extracellular matrix.
GCUGACUGAGAUACCGCGUCGUUAGAGAGAUCUGCCGCAGCCUCUGCCACAGCCACAGCCGGAGUCGUCGCGGUGCAGCGCAUUUCAAAUAUAAAUACUGGCCUACGAAAUUGUUUCAGUAUCACAAUCCGUUCAACCAUCUUCGCCAGAAGAACCCCAGCAGCAGAGUUCCACAGAGGAAGAAAAACCGAUUUCGUGUGUGCCAAAACCCCCAAACAAGUGACAACACAAAAUGAAGUGCUUUACAUCGAUUGCGCUGCUCGUGUGCCUGGCCGCCUUGACCCGUGCGGAACCGCCAGUGCCCCAGAACCAGUAUCUGCCGCCCAACCAGUCGCCGCAGGCUCCGUCCAACAACUACCUGCCACCCACGCAGGGCUUCCAGAACCCCAGCAGCAACUACCUGCCGCCCCAGCGCACUGGCGGAAACGGAGGUGGCAUCGCGGCGCCCAGCAACAGCUACGGCGCACCCAUUGCCCAGCCCCAGAGCCAGUAUGGAGCCCCGGCGCUGACCGGAGCGAUCUUCAAGGGCCAGAACGGCAACGGAGCCGGCGGCUAUGGCGGCGGCAACGGCAACGGUAAUGGCAAUGGCAAUGGAUACGGACAGCAGCGCGACGAGGAGCAGUACGGCCCGGCCAAGUACGAGUUCAAGUAUGACGUGCAGGAUUACGAGUCCGGCAACGACUUUGGCCACAUGGAGUCCCGCGAUGGCGACCUUGCCGUGGGCCGCUACUACGUCCUCCUGCCCGAUGGUCGCAAGCAGAUCGUUGAGUACGAGGCUGACCAGAACGGUUAUCGCCCCACCAUCCGCUACGAGCAGGUGGGCAACGGCAAUGGCAACGGAAACGGAAAUGGCAACAGCCGCAAUGGCGGCGGCGCCGGCGGCUACGACAGCAAUGCGCAGCAGGGCAAGUUCAACGGCUACUAGAGGGAGGCAGGAGAGGAGUAGAGAUGCCUUCUAGUGUACCCGAGUUAAGUCGACCCCCUAGCUAUACGAUCUACUUCGCGGGAUCGCUGCCACAAUCCCUGGCCGAGUAUUAACUCCGCGGCCAGGGGCAGCAAUUCCUCCAAAAGUCUGACAGUAACUGUCGGACUCCAUCUAUGGCCCUCGCCGCUAUAUCUCUCUCUCUGUCUCU